Molecule: messenger RNA, 1590 nt
Organism: Lachnellula hyalina
Lineage: Eukaryota; Fungi; Ascomycota; Leotiomycetes; Helotiales; Lachnaceae
Gene: SNG1
Product: Nitrosoguanidine resistance protein
Exons: 5
Coding region: 1-1590 (529 amino acids)
Cellular component (GO): membrane
Source: RefSeq, a predicted model, not a curated record
AUGGAGGUUUUAUGGUAUCCUCAAAUGAACCCGUCUCUUCUCUUCGCAUUUUACGGAGUAAAUACAAUACCUAGGUAUCUUAGACACCUACCGGCAGAGAGAACCCUCCUCAAAGACCAGAUGCCUCGAAGUUCGGAUGAGGAUACUUCCGAGUCAAAUUCGCAGCAAAAUAGGCAGAAGGAUCAACAUGUACAUAUCGGCCAAGAUGAUGGCGGCGAGAAAGGAGAGGGGAGAAAGCAAGAGACUGGGCCCGUUGGGUUUUGGAACCCAGCAUUGAAACAAGUGAGGCUGGAUGUCAUCAAACAUUGGCUUCUCACGACCGUGAUCCUCUCAACGUUCAUCCUGGGAAUCCUCUCGCUGUACUGGGGUGCUCUAUUUCGAGUAGAGCAGAACCUGUCAGCUCUUGUUGUAUACGUUGUGGAUUUCGAUGGCCAGAUUGCUCCAUAUACAGAUAUCACGCCCAUCGUCGGUCCCCAAAUCGUCUCGGUAGCAGAAUCGUUGAUUGCACCCAGUGGCUCGCUAGGUUGGGGAUCUCUUCCAGCUUCAGCCUUCAACAAUGACCCCAUGGCAGUCCGGCAAGCUGUCUACAACGAAAAGGCAUGGGCCGCAAUCAUCAUCAAUGCCAACGCAACAGCUCUCCUUCGAGACGCAGUUAUGAAUGGUAACACGACAUACGAUCCCAUGGGCGCAGCACAAAUCGUCUUUGUUGAAGCUCGCGACGAAACCACCGUGGGCAGCUACAUCUUACCGCAGCUCUUUAGCUUCCAAAGCAUGGCUACUACAAUAGUCGGCCGCGCGUGGGCAGGACAAGUCCUAGCCAUGGCCUCCUCCAACAGCGCCAUCAUGUCCAACAUCCAAGCAGCACCGCAAGCUGUGAAUCCUGCCAUUGGUUUCUCAACCUUCAACCUGCGCCCCUUCGGCCCGCCUGUCGCCACACCAGCAGUCACCGUCGGCCUCAUCUAUCUGAUCAUCCUCUCUUUCUUCUCCUUCGGCUUCUACCUACCCAUUCACAUGAAGUUCGUCUCGCCAGGCCAUCGCCCCCUGCACUUCUACCAGCUGGUUAUAUGGCGCUGGUGCGCUACCGUGACAGUAUAUUUGUUCCUGAGCCUCUUCUACUCGCUCAUUUCCCUAGCGUUCCAGAUCCCAUUCAGCACUCCUCCAGCACCAGACAUCAUGGUAGCGAACCCGGCAAACGCGUACCAUUAUGGAAGUUUCGUGGUAUACCGGAUGAUUAAUUUCGUGGGCAUGGUUGCGUUGGGACUGGCUUGUGAAAACGUCGCUAUGUUUGUCGGGCAGCCCUGGAUGGCGUUCUGGUUGAUUUUCUGGGUUAUCACUAAUGUGGCGACGUCCUUCUACUCCAUUACCCUGGCGCCGCGGUUUUACUACUGGGGCUAUGCAUGGCCUCUGCAUAACCUGGUAAAUGCAAGUAGAACUAUUCUCUUCGACACGCACUCUGAAAUCGGCUUGAAUUUCGGUGUUCUGUUCGCGUGGGCUGCUGUUAAUACCGUGCUGUUCCCGCUUGCCUGUUGGUUUAUGAGGUGGAAGACCAUAAGGGCGCAGAAGAAGGAAGCGCAGUCGAAAGAGCAAUGA